GCCGGCCGGGCCCCCCCAGCCGGCGAAUGGCGGCUCGUUGAGGCGGCGGCGGCGGGCGCGGCGGGCGCGGCGCGGCGGCUCCGGGGUGAUGCUGCUGAAGCUGCUGCAGAGACAGACCUACACCUGCCUGUCCCACAGGUAUGGGCUCUACGUCUGCUUCGUGGGCGUCGUGGUCACCAUCGUGUCCGCCUUCCAGUUCGGAGAGGUGGUUCUGGAAUGGAGCCGGGAUCAGUACCAUGUUUUGUUUGAUUCCUAUAGAGACAAUAUUGCUGGAAAGUCCUUUCAGAAUCGGCUCUGUCUGCCCAUGCCGAUUGAUGUGGUCUACACUUGGGUGAAUGGCACGGAUAUGGAACUCCUGAAGGAGCUGCAACAGGUCAGAGAGCAGAUGGAGGAGGAGCAGAAAGCAAUGAGAGAAAUCCUUGGGAAGAAUGUAACAGAGCCAACGAAGAAGAGCGAGAAGCCGUUGGAAUGUCUGCUGACGCACUGCGUUAAGGUGCCGAUGCUUGUCCUCGACCCACCCCUGCCACCCAACUGCACCCUCAAGGACCUGCCAUCUCUUUAUCCUUCUUUUCACUCUGCCAGUGAUAUAUUCAAUGUUGCAAAACCAAAAAACCCUUCCACUAACCUUUCGGUGGUUGUCUUCGACAGUACCAAGGAGGUUGAAGAUGCCCAUGCUGAACUGUUUAAAGGAAACAGCAGACAGACAGUUUGGAGGGGUUACUUGACAACAGAUAAAGAAGUCCCUGGGUUAGUGCUGAUGCAAGACUUGGCCUUUCUGAGUGGAUUUCCUCCAACAUUCAAGGAGACAAGUCAGCUGAAGACAAAAUUGCCAGAAAACCUUUCUUCUAAAAUAAAGCUGUUGCAGUUGUAUUCAGAGGCCAGUGUAGCCCUUCUAAAAUUGAAUAACCCUAAAGGUUUCCAAGAACUGAAUAAACAAACUAAGAAGAAUAUGACCAUCGAUGGGAAAGAGCUGACCAUAAGUCCUGCAUAUUUGUUAUGGGAUCUGAGUGCCAUCAGUCAGUCCAAGCAGGAUGAAGACGUUUCUGCCAGUCGUUUUGAAGAUAAUGAAGAGCUGAGAUACUCAUUGCGAUCUAUUGAGAAACAUGCACCAUGGGUUCGGAAUAUUUUUAUUGUCACCAAUGGGCAGAUUCCUUCCUGGCUGAACCUUGACAAUCCUCGAGUGACAAUAGUAACACACCAGGAUGUUUUUCGGAAUUUGAGCCACUUGCCUACUUUUAGUUCACCUGCUAUUGAAAGUCACAUUCAUCGCAUUGAAGGGCUGUCACAGAAGUUUAUUUACCUAAAUGAUGAUGUCAUGUUUGGGAAAGAUGUCUGGCCAGAUGAUUUUUACAGCCACUCCAAAGGUCAGAAGGUUUACUUGACGUGGCCCGUGCCGAACUGUGCCGAGGGCUGCCCAGGCUCCUGGAUUAAAGAUGGCUACUGUGAUAAGGCUUGUAAUAAUUCAGCCUGUGAUUGGGAUGGUGGUGAUUGCUCUGGUAACAAUGGAGGCAGUCGCUAUGUUGCAGGAGGUGGGGGUACCGGAAGUAUUGGGAUUGGACAGCCCUGGCAGUUUGGAGGAGGAAUAACCAGCGUCUCUUACUGUAACCAAGGCUGUGCAAAUUCCUGGCUUGCUGACAAAUUCUGUGACCAAGCCUGCAAUGUCUUGCCCUGUGGGUUUGAUGCUGGUGACUGUGGACAAGAUCAUUUUCAUGAGAUGUAUAAAGUAACUCUUCACCCAAACCAGACUCACUAUGUUGUCCCAAAAGGUGAAUACCUGCCUUACUUCAGCUUUGCAGAAAUGGCAAAAAGAGCUGUGGAAGGUGCCUAUGGGGAUAAUCCAAUAAUUCGACAUGCUUCUAUUGCCAAUAAGUGGAAAACUAUUCACCUCAUAAUGCACCGUGGAAUGAACGCCACCACGAUACACUUUAAUAUCACAUUUCAAAAUACAAAUGAUGAAGAGUUCAAAGUCCAGAUCGUAGUAGACGUGGACACAAGAGAAGGACCAAAACUGAACGCUACAACUCUGAAGUCUUAUGAAACCUUAGCUAGCACUGUGACACUUCUUCCAGAGGCAGAGAUCCCUUUUGAGGAUGUUCCAGAAGAAAAACGUUUUCCGAAGGUUAAAAGACAUAAUAUCACGAGAUUCCAAGAGGAGAUGAAAAUCCCUGUGGUAAAUAUUUCACUCCUUCCAGAAGAAACCCAGUUGAGUCUCAGCAACUUGGAUUUACAACUGGAAAAUGGAGACAUUACUUUGAAAGGAUACAACUUUUCCAAGUCAGCCUUGCUGAGGUCAUUCCUGAUGAACAUAAAGGAUUCUAAUGUUAAAAAUCAAGUUCUGAUAACAGAUGAAAUAAGUGACCAUGUAAAGGGUCCACCAGAAAAACUGGUUUCCAAAAGCAGAGACAGUUUGGGAGCUUCUCAAAGAUUACAGAGGUCAACUUCCACAACAAGGACAGCAAAAACGAGCAGUCAGCACCAGGAUCAAAGUCCCCCCCUAGUCUUGGAAACUAAAGCGGAAUUUAAAUUGGAAACUCAGAGGCAAAGUAUAAUAGGUGGGAAUGCAUCCAGAGAAAAACUAUCAUCUCUGAUUAUCCCACCUGACGCCCGUGUGACAAAACAAGAGCUCCCAGGGAAAGACAAGAACAACAGAGCAGAAGAGAAUGCUGACAAUCACCUAGGUAGUGAAGAAGUAUUGCCUGGAAGAAAGUUACAGCAGUAUACUGGGAGUUACCCAGGCUUUUUGCCAUGGGAGAAAAGAAAGUAUUUCCAAGAUCUUCUUGAUGAAGAAGAAUCGCUGAAGACUCAGUUGGCGUACUUCACUGAUAGCAAACAGACCGGGAGACAACUAAAAGAUACGUUCGCAGAUUCACUCCGAUAUGUCAAUAAAAUUCUAAACCGCAAGUUUGGGUUCACAUCCCGGAAAGUCCCUGCACACAUGCCUCACAUGAUUGACCGGAUGGUCAUGCAAGAGCUGCAGGAUAUGUUCCCUGAAGAAUUCGACAAGACCUCGUUCCACAAAGUGCGCCAUUCUGAGGACAUGCAGUUUGCCUUCUCUUAUUUUUAUUAUCUCAUGAGUGCAGUUCAGCAACUGAAUAUAUCUCAAGUCUUUGAUGAAGUUGAUACCGACCAAUCUGGUGUCUUGUCAGACAGGGAAAUUCGAACACUGGCUACCAGAAUUCAUGACCUGCCUUUAAGUUUACAGGAUCUGACAGGUCUGGAGCACAUGUUAAUAAAUUGCUCAAAAAUGCUUCCUGCUAAUGUUACCCAGCUAAACAAUAUUCCUCCAACUCAGGAAGCAUACUAUGAUCCCAAUCUGCCACCAGUCACUAAAAGUCUAGUUACCAACUGCAAACCAGUAACUGACAAAAUCCACAAAGCUUACAAGGACAAGAACAAAUAUAGGUUUGAAAUAAUGGGAGAAGAAGAAAUUGCUUUCAAAAUGAUCCGCACCAAUGUCUCUCAUGUGGUUGGCCAGCUGGAUGACAUACGGAAAAACCCCAAGAAGUUUGUUUGCCUGAAUGACAACAUCGACCAUAAUCAUAAGGAUGCCCAGACCGUGAAGGCUGUUCUCAGGGACUUCUAUGAAUCCAUGUUCCCCAUCCCCUCCCAGUUUGAGCUGCCGAGAGAGUACCGGAACCGUUUCCUUCACAUGCAUGAGCUGCAGGAAUGGAGGGCAUAUCGGGACAAACUGAAGUUUUGGACCCACUGUGUACUAGCGACAUUGAUUAUAUUUACUAUAUUCUCAUUCUUUGCUGAACAGCUGAUUGCUCUUAAGCGAAAGCUAUUUCCCAGGAGGAGGAUACACAAGGAAGCUAGUCCCAAUCGGAUCAGGGUAUAGACCAUCUUCGUUUGAAAGUCAUCUACCUCAGCAUUUACUGAGUAACCUAGCAUCCUGAAACUCAGCACCACAGGGACACCUUCAUGCUGUGACACUUGGUCGGAGGAAGGAAAACAUCUAGAACCGUGCCGUUCUGUGGCACAGACAAGCCCAUUGCCCCCAAAUUACUGAAUUAACACACUGAAAUGAUGUUACUUUUAAGACAUUUGCCCAUGGACCUGUCACUCUCUUUCUAAAAAGCCUCACUGCCUAGCUGCUACUUUCCUACCACCGCCAUUGUAUACUAAUAGAAUCCCAGGCCAGUUUGGGAGCAAUUGCUGAGAGACGCCAGUCUUUGCAUUCCAAAGCCUUUUGCUAUAGCUUUUCACUUUGGUUUUCUUUUUUCCAUGUCUCAUUUUGAAAAUAAGUAGCUACUAAGUUAGCUUGUUUUCUUGCUUCUGAAAAUAAUGAAUUAGAUGUCUAAACAUGUUUUUAUAGAUGUUAUCUAAAUAAUGCUGUAACAUUACCUCCUAGUGGCAAUAUCUGAAUUGGUUUAUUAUUAACUGUUGAGUGGUCUUGAACCAUGAAUAAUUACUAAAGAGCUCAGUGACUGACAUUGGAAAUACUUUGUUGUAUUUGCUUAUGUUAGUCCCUAAGAAUACUGUGAUUUUGUGUGCAGGCCUAAUUACAAAGGGCUAGAGUUAAGUAGCCGUGCUACUUACCAGAUGUAAUUAUGUUUGUUAGAUGUAUAUAUUCAAACAGAAGUGCCUCAUUUUAGAAAUGAGUAGUGCUGAUGGCACUGGCACAAAACUGUGUGUCUACUUUAACAUCCAUCCACAUGCUCUAGUGUGUACACACCCUUGCAAGCCACCGCCUACCCCGAUUGGCUUUGUAUAGACCAAAAGUCAGCCAACUGUAAAAGGCCAAAAUACUUGCAGAACACAUGUGCCUCUGUCACAUUUUCUUCGGUGUUGUUUGGUUAGUGUUUUAAUUUUCUUUUAACAACACUAUACAAAUGUAAACCCUAUGUUUCCCUUGCCUCUACCAAAAUGGGUCAUCAUCUGGAUUUGAUUCACAGGCCAUCAUUGGCAGAGCACAGAAAAUUAGCAUUGUUUUCAUGUAUGAGUAAAUCCUCUGUUCAGCCAUGGUUUGUUAUGACAUUAUAUAGUGGAUUCCAUGAGUCCCUUUUGAAUUCUGACAGUUAUUUUAGAUCAUGAUCUCAACAGUAUUCUCCCAAAUGGCACACAUAUUUUGUAAAAAGAACUUGAAAUGUAAAUACUGUGUUUGUGCUGUAAAAGUUACAUAUUUCAAAAAUGAAAGUCUCACAGAAAGUUAA
Molecule: messenger RNA, 5153 nt
Organism: Dipodomys spectabilis (banner-tailed kangaroo rat)
Lineage: Eukaryota; Metazoa; Chordata; Mammalia; Rodentia; Heteromyidae
Gene: Gnptab
Product: N-acetylglucosamine-1-phosphate transferase subunits alpha and beta
Exons: 21
Coding region: 89-3838 (1249 amino acids)
Biological process (GO): carbohydrate phosphorylation; N-glycan processing to lysosome
Cellular component (GO): Golgi apparatus
Molecular function (GO): calcium ion binding; UDP-N-acetylglucosamine-lysosomal-enzyme N-acetylglucosaminephosphotransferase activity
Source: RefSeq, a predicted model, not a curated record